GGGCGGCCAUGAACGGGCUGGCGCGCGUCCUGUGGCGGGCCGCGGCCCCGGGGCGGCUGUCGCUGUCCCGGGCAGGGGGGGCCGGGGCCGGAGCCGGAGCGCGGCCCUGGGGCUGGGGGCUGGCGCUGGGGCUGGCGCUGGGGGUGAAGGUGCCGGCGGGCUGCGAGGCUGACGAGGCGGAGCCGAACCCGAACUCGCUGCCGUCCCCUCGGGGCUUCGGCGCUGCCAUCGAGAGGGGCAGGGAUCUGGUGCGGAGGAUUAAGGAUGAAGCAGGAAUCCCAGGUAUACUAGUUGGAGUUUCAGUAGAUGGACAGGAAGUCUGGUCAGAAGGUUUGGGUUAUGCUGAUGUAGAGAAUCGUGUAGUAUGUAAGCCAGAGACCAUCAUGCGGAUUGCUAGCAUUAGCAAGUGUCUUACAAUGAUGGCUGUUGCUAAACUGUGGGAAGAGGGGAAACUGGAUUUAGAUGCUCCAGUGCAGAAAUACGUCCCUGAAUUUCCAGAAAAAGUCUACGAGGGUGAAAAGGUCACUAUUACUACAAGACUGUUAGUCUCGCACUUGAGUGGGAUUCGUCAUUAUGAAAAAGAUAUUACAAAAGUAAAGGAAGAAAAGGAAAAGGCAAACAGAGCAUUGAAACCAACAAAACCGUGUCAGGAUAAAGAACAAAAAGAAAAAGAAGGCAAAGGGGUUGAAAGGACUGAUUCUGUCAAACCAAGGAAAGAACACGAGGGUGAGGUAAAAAGCCGAAAUUCAAAACCUGGCAGGAGAGACCGGGAAUUUGAGCAAGAAGAGUAUUAUUUGAAGGAAAAAUUUGAAAGUGUGAUUGAAUCACUGAAGAUAUUUAAAAAUGAUCCUUUAUUCUUUAAACCAGGUAGUCAGUUCUUGUAUUCAACUUACGGCUUUACUCUGUUAAGUGCUGUUGUGGAGAGAGUUUCAGGACAAAAAUUUACAGAUUAUAUGUUAAAAAUGUUUCGUGAUUUGGAUAUGCUGUCAACUGUACUAGAUGACAACGAAGCAAUGAUAUAUAACAGAGCAAGGUGUUACGUUUACAACAAAAAGGGACGGCUGGUGAAUGCACCGUAUGUGGACAACUCUUACAAGUGGGCUGGUGGUGGCUUUCUCUCAUCAGUAGGUGACCUGCUGAAAUUUGGGAAUGCCUUGUUGUACAGUUAUCAAGCCGGACAAUUUAAAAACACUAAAGGCAGACUUCUUCCUGGGUACCUCAAACCAGAAACAGUCACAAUGAUGUGGACCCCAGUGCCAAAAACAGAAGUAUCAUGGGACAGGGAUGGUAAAUAUGCAAUGGCUUGGGCUGUAGUAGAGAAAAAACAGCAGUGUGGCUGUUGCAGACAGCAGAGACACUAUGCAUCUCAUACGGGUGGUGCAGUGGGGGCAAGUAGCGUCCUCCUCAUUCUUCCUGAAGAGCUGGACUCUGAAGCUACAGAUACUGGGCUAGUGGCACCACCUAGAGGAGUAAUUGUUACUAUUAUCUGUAAUAUGCAAUCGGUUUCACUCAACAGCACGGCCUUAAAGAUUGCAAGGGAAUUUGAUAAAGAAAAACAGGCACAGUAUACAGGUUAAAAAAAGGAAAAAGGUAACGUGUAACUGGACUCACUGCACAGAAACGGGAAAAACAAACGGAGAAGGGUGUAAUUUGACUCUAAGAUCACUAAGAAUACAUGAGCAAAAGCAUCAACAGUUCGCUUAAUUAACUUCUGCUAGUGGUGCUAAACUUAUCUCUAGCUGGAAUUAAUCUCUCAGGGAAGUUCCUGACUUACAGAAAGGAGAAUGUAACAGUCAGCUUUGACUUCUGUAGUAUCUGUGUAAAUCAUCAUCAUGUUAGCAGGUUUUUUUCUCAUCAGUCAAGCACUUGAUCAAGAUUAAAACCAACAGCACUGGUUUCUCACACUGAGAAGUACAAUGACAGAUGAUCUACCUUAAAUGUUAAACUUUUGAAAGAUUUCGCGUCUUGAUUUGAGCACACAAAGAUGUAGUCUGUUCUUUCUCAAUGUUCCAGUCUGCCAAAACUGGUCAGUAUUACUUUUGAAAGAAAACUGGGUUUACUGUUGGUUUUUUUUUAUUUUGUAUUUGAUCAAAAAGGAAAAAAAAACCACAAACAACAACCCCCAAAUCUUGAAGCUACCUCCAGAAUGCAGAUUUACACCAGAAGUGUGCUUCUGACAGAGCUUGUGCAUUGCUUAGAAUUAGGAAAGAAUAAGGAUAGAGUAAUGUAAGUAAAAAAGUCUUUUUGGUAUUUA
Molecule: messenger RNA, 2254 nt
Organism: Pezoporus flaviventris
Lineage: Eukaryota; Metazoa; Chordata; Aves; Psittaciformes; Psittacidae
Gene: LACTB
Product: lactamase beta
Exons: 6
Coding region: 9-1577 (522 amino acids)
Source: RefSeq, a predicted model, not a curated record